AAAAAAAAAAAUCAAAUCGAGAUCAUCAGCUAGAUCCGAUCGCUGAAUCUUCUUUUCACGUGCAAUCCUGUGCUACGAAUCGGCCCACACUGAGAAUAUGAGCCACGCUUUCGACGCUCAUGUUCGUCUCUUUCCAUUGGCAAUCAUCUGCGUUCCUCUUCAAGUUGCUUUGCCUCUCUUCUUUUGCUCUUGCCGCAGAUAAAAGUCCAGUUAGGCGCGCCGCAUCUGCGGUGGCAUAUUAUAAUCCGUACGAUGAUAGGGGGUCUAUGCUAACGACGAUAUUGGGGACAUAUCCGCCCGGUCAGCAGGAGCCCUUGAACAUGAUAAUAUCAGGCAACUCCGACGAAGCUGUUCUCGCCUUGCAGCAGACCGAUGGAGGGCUCCUAAAUUAUUUCUUGUCAUUGUCUUUCGCCGGCGAGUGCUUAGGCUUACACGAAGGAGACUCUCAGCAAGCCAAUCUUGGGGACGGAAAAGGCCUUCUAAACCAAACGGCUGUCAUGCGCUAUGACUAUGGUGACUCUUCCGUAGGAACUUGCACAGAGACCGUGCAAGGAGGUAACCACUUUCGAUACUGGGUCCAAAACGGCACCGGGGCCAAUAGUGGUGCCAUCUUCAUGGCAGCAUCAUAUGAAGAGCCAGAAGCGGAGGGUCAUGACAUUGUGGUCAACGGAUACAACCUCGGCCGCGACUAUAUAAUCGGCAACAUCACUGGCUCCGUAAUACCCACUCUUACCUUAACCAACGCAUCGACGUUUUCAGGAUCAACAUCCUACGGAAACUACACAUACCAGACCAGCGUCAUGUAUGCUUCAGGCCUCCUACAGAACACAAGUAUUGGCAUCAACCACAACUUGACUGUAUGGGUUGAGGGUGUAACGAACGCUGUAGAUGGUCUUGUCGCCGUUCUGGAUGUUUCAAUCUCAGAACGCCCAGCUAACUCUAGCAGUGGCUCCAGUCAGACACAGAGCACAAGCUCACCACAAAACACCCAAGGUAGCGCUGGUUGGAGAUUACAUCCAGAGUUGUGGGCUCUGACCACUACUUUGAUUUGUCUUCUUUUAUCUGUUGCUCUGUAAUUUCGUUACUUAUCAAAUAGACUUUUCGAACGAUGUAAUACUUAUUCAUGUAUCUUAUGCCGCACUAACCACGAGCCGCUAAUUUGGAC
Messenger RNA from Guyanagaster necrorhizus, 1165 nucleotides. RefSeq lists its product as uncharacterized. The record is from RefSeq and is a predicted model, not a curated record. NCBI's taxonomy places the organism in Eukaryota, Fungi, Basidiomycota, Agaricomycetes, Agaricales, Physalacriaceae. The coding region runs from base 120 to 1076 and encodes 318 amino acids. The transcript is spliced from 6 exons.